AUGAGUAAAUAUCAGCUCCGAAUCAUCAAUAAAUCUGGCGUCCCUCGCCGUUUCUUCUUCUUUACUGCCCCACCAGUUUUCUCUGGAAGCAUUGCGGCGUCGGAUAUUUACACCAAUACUUGGGUAUCCGUUUAUGUGGCCAACAAGUCUGCCGCUACUGUUACUACCCAAUUAGACUUUUAUGCUUUUUGCGGUCCCAAGACUGAGGUCAGCGGCAAAACUAUUAUCGAGACUGGCUCUUCUCGCGAUACUCCGGCUAAACUCGGUUUAACUGGUGUUAAAGGAAGUUCUUAUUUGACUUAUUGGGAUCAGGAGAAUCAGAAUUUUCGCUGGGCUGAUCAAGAUCAAGCGAAUGACGCUGCCCCCGGCUGUUAUUCUAUUACCACUGAUCAUGGAUUUACUCUUAAUGAUAAUGUGACAAUUGGUUUGGCCAUGAUGAAACAAGGAGAUGAAUUCGCGACUCCCGUUACAGUUGUUAAAGCUCAACCGGGUAUGAAAUAUGACAUUGCUCCGGUAGUUAAAUUUUAUGUCGCUACAGGCGAUAAAAAGUUUGGCGAGCUGUUCGACUUCGUUUCUCAAAGUACCGAAAGUGGAGAGUACGAUUUCUCGUCCAGUGGUGGCGGUAGUGGAUAUAAUUCUGGCGAUAUUACUUACGACAACCAUGGCCAAUGGACCCAAACCACGUACAAAACCCAGAGCCUUAUGUCCCUUUCAGGCUUUGGGGGCGACCCGUCCAAGGCUAAUAGCGUGAACUGGUUGAAGGCAUUUGUUAAGUUUACCAGGCCAAUUCUGGAAUCGCAUGCCCAGAAUGUCCUUUAUGAUGCCGCCAGACAUGCUCUUUCGGAAAUUCAAUACAACCCCGGACCCUUGUAUUUUUCGGAGGAUGGAAAAACCUUAACUGUCAAAUAUGAAUUUCCUCUCCCAGACGGAGAUGAUGAUGAUAAUUACCCCCUUGUCUCCAAGCCACUCCCAUGGUACCCGACCAAGCCUGACUCUGAAGUGUUUAUUUCAAUCGAUGCGAGGAAUGAAAUCCUUCAAGUUAAAUUUACGCCUUCCUGGCAAAAGAUCCAGGAGCUUACGGGCGAUCUUGGGAACACUUCUCUAGGUGCCCCAGCAGUCCCAAAGGCUUUGGCUAGUGCCCUCGAUGACAAGAUCAAUGCCGUUUCGGGAGAGCUUCCAAACGGUGAAACCUGGAUCAUUACCGCUUAA
Orbilia oligospora ATCC 24927 is the source of this 1209-nucleotide messenger RNA. RefSeq lists its product as uncharacterized. Lineage: Eukaryota; Fungi; Ascomycota; Orbiliomycetes; Orbiliales; Orbiliaceae. The record is from RefSeq and is a predicted model, not a curated record. The coding region runs from base 1 to 1209 and encodes 402 amino acids. The transcript is spliced from 5 exons.